GCGUCCUCAACAUGAUCGCCGACUUCACGCACAACAUCACAGACGGCCUGGCCAUGUCCGCCUCCUUCUACGCCUCUCCCACCGUCGGCGCCACCACCACCAUGGCCGUCUUCUUCCACGAGAUCCCCCACGAGGUCGGCGACUUUGCCCUGCUCAUCCAGUCCGGCUUCUCCAAGCGCGCCGCCAUGGGCGCGCAGUUCGUCACCGCCCUCGGCGCUCUGCUGGGCACCCUCAUUGGUAUUGCUGUGCAGGAGUUUGGUGGUGGUGGUGGUGGUGGUGGUGGUGGCAGCGGUGGCGACGGCUCGGCGCUGCUGCCCAUGGACGGGGGCAUCUGGGGCACCAGCUUGACCUAUGGCGAUCUCCUCUUGCCCUUCACCGCCGGCACCUUCCUCUACGUCGGCACGGUGGCUGUGAUUCCUGAGCUGCUCGAGACGGGCAAGAACAAGAGGGAGGAGCUGCUGAAGACGCUCAGCCAGUUUGCCGCUAUCGCGCUGGGUGCUGGCAUCAUGCUCUGGAUCUCGUGGAGUGAUUAAUUGUGAUGACCGAGAACAUAGACGAUGACGGAGAGAAAUAGAUAUUCAUAUUCUUGAUGUCUAGACUUGAGGUAUUUUGUUCCUUUUCCAUUUCAUUUUCAGAUCAAAUUGUCAGACCGUUGUAGAUCCCUGG
Cryphonectria parasitica EP155 is the source of this 666-nucleotide messenger RNA. RefSeq names its product Zip-domain-containing protein. Bases 12 to 533 code for a protein of 173 amino acids. Gene Ontology annotation, cellular component: membrane. The transcript has a single exon. Gene Ontology annotation, biological process: zinc ion transmembrane transport; intracellular zinc ion homeostasis. NCBI's taxonomy places the organism in Eukaryota, Fungi, Ascomycota, Sordariomycetes, Diaporthales, Cryphonectriaceae. Gene Ontology annotation, molecular function: zinc ion transmembrane transporter activity. The record is from RefSeq and is a predicted model, not a curated record.